Arctia plantaginis is the source of this 309-nucleotide messenger RNA. NCBI's taxonomy places the organism in Eukaryota, Metazoa, Arthropoda, Insecta, Lepidoptera, Erebidae. The record is from the annotation of a GenBank genome assembly.
AUGUAUGCGUCGCGUAAUAUCCUUGUCACACUUGCGUCCACCCUUAGACACGCCAAGCACCGCCUUCGCCGCUCCAAGAAUAAUCGUCUGCAUCUUGUUGCACUACUCCUGCACAAAUUCGCCUUCAGUGUCGGCGGUGGCUUCAUCAAGCAGCCACCACCUGAUUUGGCAUUGGCACCGCUCGAUACGAUUGUCUUUGGGCUUCAUAUAAAGACCCAUUACAAGAAGACGGUGCUGCGUAGUGAGACUCGCUCAGGGUAUGACCUUGUAGUUGACCACUUUGCUGAUUUGGUGUCUCCUAAUGAGUAG